Messenger RNA from Crotalus tigris (Tiger rattlesnake), 8159 nucleotides. RefSeq names its product KIAA1671 ortholog. The coding region runs from base 1242 to 6632 and encodes 1796 amino acids. The transcript is spliced from 13 exons. The record is from RefSeq and is a predicted model, not a curated record. NCBI's taxonomy places the organism in Eukaryota, Metazoa, Chordata, Lepidosauria, Squamata, Viperidae.
GAAUGGGGCUCCGGGGUGGGGAGCAGCCCGGCGGAUCCCUCUGUCGGGAGGAGGAGUCCGGGCUGUGUUACGGGAGAGCCGGGGGUCUCUCUGGGCUGUCCGCCCUGCUCUGCCGGCCUGGAUCCCGCUGGGCUUCCUGAGGCCAGCCGGGGUCUGCGGGACCUUCGGGGGCGGAAGCGGAGAGGUUGGGCUGCCCCGGGGUGCCUCGUCCCAGGCCGCGAGAGGGGGCCUCGCCCUGGGCCGAAGGCGCCGGGUCUUGGAUUGGCAGGUGACAUAGAAUAGAGCUGGAAGGGACCUUCGAGGUCUUCUAGUCCAGCCCCCCCCCCGCUCAAGCAGGAGAACCUAUUUCAUUUGGUCUCCCCGUGGGCUCCUCUCCUCCGGGCAGGCUUGCCCAGGCUUUCCGUUUUCACCGGCAACCAAUGGGCAAAUCGGAGGGGAGCCGGUCCAUUGUGCCAGAAUAAUUUACUCUGGAUGGAGGGGCCCUCCCUCAAUAUUUGCUUGCAUUUUCCACCUGCAAAGUGGGAUUAGCUAAAGUCCUUGGCAGAUGGCAGGACUCAAGAUAACCAGACUGGCUACAUCCAAGCCUGAUUCUUUCCGACAUAUUUUCCCACUGCUACGUCUUGGGGUAUGAAAAUUGGCGGUAGAGGUUCUUGGUUGCUUCUGCCCCGGGCCUUUUAAAAGUUUCAGAUCUGCUCAAAAUUGCCUGCGGAGUAUAAUAGUUAACGUGGAAAUGCCAUUUGGGGAUUGUAGUGCAUGACUACUGGAUGGGUCAUAAAUCUUUUUUUUCCUUAGAGGCAACUAUAAGGUCUCAUUUCCAGAAAAAAAAAUAAACAACCUGAUCCCAAAAGUCUUUCUGCUCCAAGGAGUUGUGCUGGAAAUGUAUGCCCAGGAGUUCUUCUCAUGUGAUAUGUGCAAACUGAGAGGUGUGCCCACAUAAUAAUAGUUAUGAAUAGAGCUUCUUAAGUAGCUUUAAACAAUGCAUGUUUACAAAGGCGAUGAUGAAAAUGCCUUUCUUUGGAAGCUGGCCAGAGGAACUAAGCUAAAGUCGUCAGGAUUCUUCACGGGACCCAGUGAUUCUUUGGGGGCCCAGUGGAGGAGAGCACUGCUUCCAGGCUCUUCUUUGGCAUCCCAGGCCAGUCAGAGUCAGGUGGUCUGCAAGGACCUCUUGCCUUCCCUGAAUCCUUGAGGCUCUUUUUCUCUCCAGCUGUUUUUGUGGAUCCCUUGAGGAGGUCUGCUUCAGAAUGAUCCUCCCUCGAGUCAGCUCCCUUCCCAAGUGGAAUCCUUCUGAGACGGGGUGCUCCUUCUGGCAGGACCCUCGCCGUCCCAAUUCCGUGAGGCGCUUAAGGAGCGCAAUGGCCACACAAGUGGAAUUCGGCUCUGCCCUGACCUCCCUGGCCGGCAUAAGCGAGCCAAGGAAAGAGGCCAUCUUCCGGCACUCCUUCACCAGCCCGCUGUCUGACACUGGCCCCAGUUCUUUGGCCCCACUCAUCCUGGAGGGCAGGAACAAAGUGGGGAAUGCCGUGGGUCCCACCACCAUGCCCUCCGCUGCAUCCAGGCCACCUUGGGCCCCCAGGCCGUUUUCCCGGGAGGCGUCUACCGACACGUUUGCUACGGUGAAACCGCCCAUCCCGGCACUCAAGCCCAGCAGCACUGCACCAAAGUCCCCCACCGUUGCCCAGAUCUUUGAAGACGCUCCCAGGGGAUCCACUGGAAAUGUCCCACCGCUGCUGGAUCAAAACUCAAUGGAAAGCCAACCCCCCAGGGAGCCGGUCGCCCACCUGCCCGUCUGCCUGAGUCCUCAGGCGAACACCGUCAUCCUCUUUGAAAGCAGAAGCCCUGCGAAGGGGGGGCCCAAAGAGGGAGGGCCCAAGGCCCAGGAGGGGCAGCUGCUACGCUCCCAGUCAGAGAAGUGGCCCCGAAGGAGGCCCUCCCUCUCCACGGACCCCAAGCCGCUCUCCUGGGCCCCUCACUGGAGGGAGGCCAUUGCGGGGGCCCCCAGGGGUUCAGCUAGCAGUGUUGAGCCACAGCAGCGACCGACUCUGGCCGCUGAGACGCAUUCCCAGGCAGGAGGGAGACCAGCGGCCUCGGCUGGCUUUCGGGAAUCCUGGCAGGAACAAACGCAAUCGACUCCUCCGGCGGCUGCUUCCGGCCCAGGGACCCCAAAGCCGAGGCCGCUCCCCACCGAUCUCACAGGCAGAUUUGCAUCCCAGGAGCUCCCCUGGCAGAAGAAGCCUUGUCUGGCUGAAAGCAGAGAGAAGAGCGACCGGGCCCUGGAGGCCACGGGAGCGAGGAGCGCAGCAGCCGGCUUACGUGGGGCUGCUCCGGGAGUGCAAAGUGCCAGCCAGCUGGCUGAGUCUCCCCAAAGCUGUUUGCCCUCAGCUGCAGCUGGAGCAGCUCCCCCAGGCCAGGCUGUCCCGGAAGACUUGGGUCAAAACUCCCGAAAGGAGGAGACGGUGCCCUGGGAGCUCGGAAUCCAGGGGAAGCCCAGUGUGGGGCAGCACAACGCUAGCACAGGCCAGCCUUUGGGGGAAUGGGGAGAGGUCAGUCCCCAGGAGGCCGGCUUAAGGAACACCGAUGCCUUGGAUGGCAAGCACGGCGGCUGCGGUAAAAAGACGGUCCCUCUCCUGGACCCAUCAGCAAAGCCUUGGGCUCCCAGCCCGAGCGAGUCCCUCUGCGGCAGCCCCGGACAGGAGCUCCGGAUACUGAAUGUCCAGCAGAGGAUUCAAGUGCUGACGGCAGAGAAUGCAGGUUUCAAGGCAGGAAGCCUGCGUGCCUCGUUCCGCUCACGGCCUCUUUCCACAGAUUUGACAAAGAUGUUUUCUGGCCCCGUGACUGCAAGUGAGCUGAAGCCCAAGAGGCAGCCUGAAUGGAACAGGAAGCCUGCUGGUGAAAUACGAGAUGCUCCAGAGGAUCUGCCCACGGGAGGAAAAGAUGUUGGAGAGGUCAGCAUGGCUGGCAGUCCCUGGAAGCCCCCGCUGCUGGCAAAAACACCGUCCACAGAGGGUCCCCCCAAGAGAGAGGGCACCCUUGCCAAGGGCAGGCCAAACGCUUCUUCGCCUGGGAAAGACCCCGGCUUGGUCCUCAGCUCCAAAGCAAGAACGUUCUCCAGUUCUUCCACUGAAGAUGCCGGCCCUAAAACAGUCAGAGCCACCAUGUUUGAACAUCACGUGCAGAGACACAGCGUGGUGACCAGCCAGCUUGGCCCUGAACCGGCCUUGCUGUCACUGAUGCCGCCCUUUGGAGACUCGCCCUCCCGUGGCCGGGAAUCAGGGUCGGAGAGAAUGCUGGGAGAUGGCCAGUCGGGCAAAGCCUCCGCCCGGGGGGCCGAUGCUUCAGGGGGGGCCAGAGGAUCCAAAGAUCCCAGACCUUUAACAGAGGACGAAGACUCUCCACUGUGGGCUGAAGAGCCCUCGAGGGAGAAGGAUGAGCAAAGUGCUUCAAAGGGCGUGGAGGAUUCCCUGCUGGCUCAGAGGAUCGAGCCCAGGUACGAGGUCCUGCACACCGUGGGGGAGAGGGCCCAGAGCGAGGCGGUGGCCGCCAUCUCCGGAGGGAAGGCCAUCACUCUGCGCCGCCAGAGGCCUUUGAAGGAGAACCGGAGAGCCGGUGGAUAUGGCAGGAGCAAAGACUGGAGCGAGGCUCCUGCCCCGGGAACUGGCCUGUUGAAGGACCUCGCUGCCUUCAAGAACCAGGGUGCUUUCUCCAGGGAAGGAACCGGAGCGGACAGAAAUCGGGCCGGACAGCAGCCGGCCUCUGAGAAGGCAGCGUCCUUCAGGAUGAAGGAGGACAGAAACUUUGCACCGUGGCUGGACACCGAAAAGGAGAGGUGGCUUGCUCCAGCCGGUUUGAGGGAUCGCAUCCCGCGGAGGGCUGGAGCCAGGGUGCCCGGGGCCGAUGACUGCGAAGGUCAGAAGACGAGUCCGCUGCAAAGUGGCAGCUGCCCAGGGCUCCUCUUUGGCCUGGACCUGAAGCCCCCUCAGGGCUCCGAAGGACAGAAGCUGCACUUGGCCGGAUACGGAGUCCAAGAACAGUGGGAGGGCACCACGGAAGGGAAGGAGUUGCGAGGAGCCGGCAUCAAAGUGAAGUGGGUGAGCAGCUUCCGUAACGUUUCUGCCCCAAAAGGUUCAGACCGGUGGCGAAGGAAGACUCUGCCCCACAGCGCUGCCAGGCUUGAGGGCCCGGGGGAGCCCCCUCAGGACCCUGCCGAACUAGCCAGCAGAAGCGAUGCCCUGCAUCUGAUGGAUGGUGCAGCUGCAAAGAGAAGCCCCCAGGCCCUCCGUGGACUAGGCCCCAGGCAGGCGGAGGUCACCUGUCCCAGCAGCCCAAGGAAGCCGCUCCCUCCUUCAGAGCCCAAGGCCACGUAUUUUGCAGUCACCUGCCAAAUCUCGGAGGAGGAGAUCAAUAACCAGCCUGGGAGAGCUGCGGCUGUAGCUCCUCCUGUGAGCGCUUCCAGGAGAGCCGAUCCCUCCGAUUGCCAGCACAGGGAGUGCUUUUCGGAGGGAGGGAGCUCUGCAGGCAGGCCUCUUAGCAGGCCCAGGGGAGAAAGAGCGGCCUCGGACCGUUCGGUGACGGGGGCGUCUCGGGAGCCACUGACCGAGGCCAGAGACCAGGGCCAGGAGCUGCUGCAGAGACAGCUGGAGGCGGCAUCUGAAGGGCGUCUGGCCAGAGCUGACCCACCCUUCUGUCCUGGGACAAGGUCUCCUCCUUACCUGGCACCCCUCCAGCAGGAUAGCCAGCGGAAGAGAUCCGGUGCACUCGAUUUUGGCAGAGCGGAAGAGAAAGCCCCCGAUCACUACAGAUCGAGAGUGGUUGACAUUGAUGAGCUGAUGGCAGAAUAUGGGGGAGAGUCCCAGAAGCUUUGUGAGUGGGAGGGCCAGAGAGAGAGCACUUUCCUUCCUUGGGAGAAAUGGCCCCCCAGGCACAAUUCCUCAGGGAACCUUCCCUGCAGCUCCGACCAGAGAGAGAAGAGCAGGGUCGGGCACUCCCUGGGCAGCAGAGCGCCAGGCACCGGGGCCAGCAGUGGUGAGGGCAGCCAUGUGCAUGAGGGCGAUGCGCUGGAGAUCCACCCCCAGGAGUCAAGGGCCAGAGAGGAGAAGCGCAGCCCUCCUCAGUGGGGCAAGCCAGACACAGAGAAGGCAAAGCCCUGGUCUGCAGAGCCCCCCGGGCCAAGGACAAAGACAGCCUUUCUUGUUGGCAGAGAGGAGGGAGAGGGCACCGGGCAGGGCCCCCAGAGUGCCAGAGAUGCCACUCCUGGCCCCCACCCUGCCUGUAUGGACCUGAGAGCCUUGUGGAAGGAAGCCAGUCCAAAGAAGUGGGCGGUUCUGGCCCCUGCUGGCGGGUGGUGCCCCAGCAGUGACUGGGGUGGCAAGACUGGGUGGAAAGCUGAGCCCCAGGCCGGAGUCUGGGAGAAGGACUCUCCUGCAGCGCAUGCUGGAACAGAACGGAGCAAUUCCACCGCAUCCCUGGGGACAGGCACCACGCCAGACCUGAAGUGUUCCUCCUCUGAAAAAAACCAUCAGAGCCAAGCAAGGCCCAGCUUUCCUUCGGAACCAAGGCUGGAUCAGCCCCAUGUCUGCCAGAGGUUCACUCCUGAAAGGCCCGGGGUCUGGCUGAGCGAGGGAGGCCCGUCGCCGAGGGACUGCUUCUCUCACGGAGGGACAAGGGACCUUGGGAAAGAAGGCCUCACCGUGGACCAUGACGAUGCCACAACCACCAAGCGCUCUCUGUACCUCCUUACACAGCGACAGAGUUUCCAUAAAGAGAGGAGGACCGACCACUGGUCAGGGGGCCAUUUCAAGGAGUGCUUCGGCCGGCCAUCAGCAGAGGCCAGGGACACCGACGUCCUCGUGCAGGAGGCCGACAGCAGGUAUGGCACCUGGGGCGACCGGCGGCACAUGGGAGACAGUUUCACCCCGGAGUCUCCUUCCUGGGAGGGCAGCGUGGCCCCUGCACAGAAGCUGUCCCCCGUCCACCGAACCUCCUUGUACUCAUCUCAGAGGGAUCUGGCCACUGCCGCCGGCCAGCAGGAUUCAUCCGGGGAGCAGAGGAGCCCCAGCCUGGCUGAUUCCAGCCCAGAUGCAGAUUCGGCGUCUUCCCCCGCAGAGAAGGCCAGCCCGGACUUCUCCUUCCUGGAGCAAACUCCCCGCCUGGACUCGGGGACCCUGAAGAGCCGGGUCCUGCUGGGCAAAAGACGGCAGCAGCCCCGGGCUCCCAUCUCCCGCAUCCUCAGGAGGAGUGCCAGUGGAGCCACCCAGCCGCCCCCGUUCUCUGCGGCGGAGGGAGCAGCCAGCGCCUGGAUGUUCAGGGACUCCACAGAAGAGAAGCCCCCCAGGAGGACCAAAGAGGAGGAAGAGGAGCCCCCUCCAGCAGAGAGGCAGCUCCAUGCCCAGCCGCGGCUGCCGCUCUUUCCGGGCCUGGCCCCCUCCGCCCUCAAGACUCAACUCAGGAAAAGGCACGAUUUGGAAGGGGGCAGGGAGGAAGCCCCCCCUGCGCCCCUCUGCAAGUCGCCCAAAGGUCCGUUUCUGGCACCGGCGGCCACUCCCGAGAAGGAAGGGAGGCCGGAGGAUCUGCCCCCCCCAUGGCUGACGGAGCUGAAGUCCAGGAGGAAGCAGGGCCAGCCGGAGAGCCCCCUCUGAGGUCGAAGCCACGACUGGCCAGAGGAGGAGCUGCCUUAACUGACCGCCCCCUUCCCCUGCCCUCCUCCCGAGUCUCCUCCCGCCUUGACCGACUGCUCUGCGCUCAGUGCCUUCUUCUGGGGCCUGCCUGGCUCCGGCCCCAGGACCUGUGGGAGGCCCCCCCCCCGUGGCCAGGGCUGCCCCCAAACAUGACGCCUCCCUGCGAGAAGGGAGGGAGGGGCUUCUGCCUUUCUCUCUGCCGAAGUGGACGGAGGAGAAGGAAAAAGGGCCGGUUGUUCUUCCAGGAUCCAUUUUUGUGGGUUUGCUGUUGGACAGGUGGGGGGGGGGUGUGCCGUGGCUCAUCCUUGUUGCUGUUCAAAGAUCAGAGGAGGUUUUAUUGUACAAGUUUUGUCGGGGUCCUUCCCGAGGAGAGAGAAAGCAAUAAGGCCAAGCCGCCUCCUCUCGAAUGGCUGCAAAUCCACUUCGUAAAGACGGAACUGGGCCUCCAUCGGCCUCAGGAUGUCUUUGUCUUCACUGUAGAUAUUCUUGUAAACGUUCAGGGAAAGGAGUCCUGUGUUCGACUCCAGUCCUUCCAAAUGUCCGGAUCUCUCCUGAUCCCAAGUGUGGGGAUAUCGGUCAACCAAUGAACAUGCCUCUGCCUGGCGGGCAGGUGGGGGGGGCAGAGACCCUCACAAGCCAUUUUCUGCUCCAUCCUGGUCAGCUGGAGAAAUCCCAAAUUGGGUGUUUCUGUGAAUGCUCCCGUGAGCAAUGGGGCCCAAAGACCUCUGAAGACCCCUUUGGUUAUGCUGUGGGGCGGACGGGGGUCCCCCCCCCACCUUUUGGAGGCACAGUAGCUACCCUAAGGCUGCCUCUGGCCCUGCCUGGCUGGUGAGGCUGCUCAGUCAGCCCUGUGUCCAGCCUCGGGGUCUGCAUUCCUGCCCCCCGAGACGCUGCUGUGCUUAGAAACUUGCAUCCCCCCCCCAAUAAGUGCUCUUCUCAAACUACUCUGGCUUCCCAAAGGGUUGCGCCAGAGAGGACAGCGACAGCCGCGCAUUGGGCCUGGGGUGAAACAGCCAGCUGCCUCUGUUUCUCCCAGGUGCCAAUCCUGGAUCAGGCUUCUUUCUUUCUUUCUUUCUUUCUUUCUUUCUUUCUUUCUUUCUUUCUUUCUUUCUUUCUUUCCUUCCUUCCUUCCUUCCUUCCUUCCUUCCUUCCUUCCUUCCUUCCUUCCUUCUUUCUUUCUUUCUCUCUCUUCUCUUUUUCUUUUUUUUUCCUUCCUUUUUUUUUCCUCCCGGCCAGGCAGAAGGAAGGCCAUAUGCUUCGCCAGGCCUCCAGCCCUCGGGCAUCCUGUCCCUUAUUUGGGGGAGAUGCCCCUGCCCCCUGUGCCACUUGGAGGCCGCUCCUGGCAGUGCCAGCAGGAACUCUGGGCAUAUGCACCAUUUCUGAGGCUGGGAGAACUUGGCUGGCAGAUCCCUGGGAAGCCGCACACGGAGGUUCUGCUCCAAGACUUGUUGGCCUUGAUCGUCUGAUUAAAAAGCUUGUUCAGAGCAA